Messenger RNA from Beta vulgaris subsp. vulgaris (sugar beet), 2342 nucleotides. RefSeq lists its product as uncharacterized. Bases 711 to 2342 code for a protein of 543 amino acids. Lineage: Eukaryota; Viridiplantae; Streptophyta; Magnoliopsida; Caryophyllales; Amaranthaceae. The transcript has a single exon. The record is from RefSeq and is a predicted model, not a curated record.
CAUUGAAAGUUGAAACAAACUCAGAAACUCUUCAAAUUCCUUCCGUAGUUCCAUAUUCCAUUCUACUGUUUCUUCACUCCUUCUCUAUUUCUCUUUCCAAGAUCCAUUAAAUUCUUCUUUUAAUUUCCAAAAUUUUCUCUAAUCUCCAUUAAACUCAUUGAAAAUUUUCAUUUUUCCCCAAAAAUUAGCUGUUAAAUUUUCCUUAAAUAUGGCAACGGGAAUUUUUUUCUACAAUUUAAAUAGAGAAGAAUUGGAUUUCUAUAAUGCAAUACUCAUACAAUUUAGUCUCAAUCAAGUGAAAUUAUUAAGAUUUUAUGAAAUUAAGAAUAUGAGUAAGGUUUUGGGGAAUUUUGGCUGAGUUUAAGUUCUGAUUUGACUGAGUUUAAGUUCGAAUUCCUUCCGUCGGUGGUUGUGCGUUGCCGGAUUUCCGCCUGCCGGAGCCCGGAUACCAUCGUCCAUCGUAGUCUUCGGUCUACUGUCUACUGUCGCUUGCGAGUUGCGGCCUACUAUCUGGCACCACCUGCUUGCUGUCCUGCAGCAGCUUUGGCCCUUGUUCGUGCUGCUGCCCCGCUGCCGCCCUGCCGUGCCGCGGCUGUCGCCUUCCGGUGGUUUCAAGGUGUUGUUGUUCCUUUCUCUUGUCUUUAGUAUUCUCAAUUCUGUCAAAUUGAUUGUUAAUUUAUGUGUUUUAUUUAUUUUAUUUGCAAAUUACAAUGUUGCCUAAAAAACAUUUAUCAGGAAGUGAAAAAAGGAAAAAAAGAAAAAUUGCUGAAGAGUUAAUAAAAUCACAACAAGGUGCUAUUGACAGAUUUGUUCUUAGAAAUGUAGUUCAUGAAAAUUUAAAUCAACCAAAUGAAAAUUUACAUGAUGGAGUAAAUAACAAUAAUGAAAAUGUUCCUAAUGAGCCUAUAGAUGUUCAAAAUGAGCCUAUUGAUGUUCUAAAUGAGCCUAAUUUGCCAAAUGUUGAUAUUGACAUUGAUGAAGAACAACCAAUUCCUACUAAUAAUGGUAUUGAUGAAGAACAAGAAAUUCCUUAUGUUGAUAUUUAUGAUCCUUGUAAUUGGAAUAACCUUGAUAAUAAAACAAGAGACAUUAUAGUUGAAAAGGGGCCUAUAAGAGAAUUAAAUCUUAACUUUCCUCUUGAUGAUAAUAAUAGGCAUUUUUCAUAUGCUUAUUUUUCUAAAAAGUUGAACAAUGGUGAGAUUAGUGAUAGAAAAUGGUUGGUUUAUUCUAAACAUGUUGACAAAGUAUUUUGUUUUUGUUGCAAGUUGUUCAAGUCCAUUACUAACAAAUGUUUGUUAGCAAAUGAGGGUUUAUGUGAUUGGAAGCGUAUUAGUGAGAGACUAAAACAACAUGAAAAUAGUACCGAGCAUAUGAAGAAUAUGUUUACUUGGAAUGCAAUGAGAGUAAGGCUAGAUAAGAAUGAAACAAUUGAUAAAAACUUGCAAGAAGCGAUUAUGAAAGAGAAAGAUCGAUGGAGGCAAGUUUUACUUAGAAUAUUUUCGGCCGUGAAAUGUCUUGCUACUCAUAAUUUGGCUUUUAGAGGAUCCAAUGAAAAAUUAUAUCAAGAUAGUAAUGGUAAUUUCUUAGGAUUGAUUGAAAUGAUUGCCGAAUUUGAUGUGAUAAUGAAAGAUCAUAUUAGACGCAUUCAAAAUCGUGAAAUUCAUUAUCAUUAUCUUGGGCAUAAAAUUCAAAAUGAAUUGAUCUUUCUUUUAGCCAAUAGUGUGAAGAGUUCUAUAAUCAAGACUAUUAAAAAGGCAAAAUAUUUUUCCAUAAUUCUUGAUUGUACUCCGGAUAUUGCUCAUCAAGAACAAAUGACUUUGAUAAUACGAUGUGUGAAUAUGACAACAAAAAAGAUACAAAUUGAGGAGUACUUUUUAGAGUUUUUAGAGGUAAAUGAUACAUCGGGAUUGGGACUUUUUAUUGAAUUACAAAAUGUUUUAAAGUCUCUUGAUCUUGAUGUUGAUAAUAUAAGGGGUCAAGGUUAUGAUAAUGGUUCCAAUAUGAAAGGGAAGCACCAAGGUGUACAAAAACGUUUACUUGAAAUAAAUCCGAGAGCAUUAUAUAUGCCUUGUGCUUGUCAUAGUUUGAAUCUUGCUCUUAGAGACAUGGCACAUUCUUGCACUAGAGCUAUUUCAUUUUUUGGAAUUGUUCAACGCAUAUAUAAUCUGUUUUUUGGUUCUACAAAAAGAUGGAAAAUUUUGUUGGAUAAUGUUUCCGAUCUUACAUUGAAAUGUUUAUCUAAUACUCGUUGGGAGAGUCGAAUAAAAAGUGUGAAAGCUAUUAGAUUUCAAGCUCCCCAAUUAAGAUUGGCUUUAUCAAUUUUAUAUGAUUCUUGUGAAUGA